Molecule: messenger RNA, 2078 nt
Organism: Rhincodon typus (whale shark)
Lineage: Eukaryota; Metazoa; Chordata; Chondrichthyes; Orectolobiformes; Rhincodontidae
Product: ubiquitin thioesterase OTUB1
Exons: 7
Coding region: 153-878 (241 amino acids)
Biological process (GO): negative regulation of double-strand break repair; protein K48-linked deubiquitination
Cellular component (GO): nucleus
Molecular function (GO): cysteine-type deubiquitinase activity; ubiquitin binding
Source: RefSeq, a predicted model, not a curated record
GCUUGGCUACUCAUGUUGAGGUGGAAGCUGAGAAUUUGAAUUGGUCUACUGUGUGGUCCUGAACUCAUGGUUCUACACCUGCAUUAAUACUAGUGACUGCUGUGCAGGCCCUGUUUGCAGCAAUCAACUUUCUGGCUUACGAUGAAGCUAUCAUGGCUCAACAAGACCGUAUCCAGCAAGAGAUAGCCACAACAAACCCACUGGUGUCAGAGAAGUUAGAGCUGUCUGUGCUUUACAAAGAGUACGCUGAGGAUGACCAGGUCUAUCAGUUAAAAGUCAAGGACCUGCACAAACGUUAUUGCUGUAUACGGAAGACCAGACCAGAUGGCAACUGUUUCUAUCGAGCGUUUGGUUUUGCACAUCUGGAGGCUCUCCUCGAGGACAGCAAACAGUUACAAAAAUUUAAAGCUAUCGCCUCAAAGAGCAAAGAGGACCUGGUGACCCAGGGCUUCACUGAAUUCACAAUCGAGGAUUUCCACAACACGUUUAUGGAUGUGAUUGACCUAGUAGAGAAGCAGGGUUCAUUGUCUAACCUGAUGACAGCGUUUAAUGACCAGAGCACGUCUGACUACCUGGUGGUUUACCUGAGACUCCUCACCUCAGGCUAUCUUCAGCGAGAAUCUGCUUUCUUUGAACAUUUCAUUGAGGGAGGCCGCACAGUGAAGGAAUUCUGUCAGCAGGAAGUGGAACCAAUGGCCAAGGAGAGUGACCACAUUCACAUCAUCGCAUUAGCGCAAGCUCUGAACACCUCAAUCCGGGUGGAAUAUAUGGACAGAGGCGAAGGAAACUCAACCAACCAGCAUAUCUUCCCCGAGGGCUCGGAGCCCAGAGUCUUCCUGUUGUACAGGCCAGGACAUUAUGACAUUCUCUAUAAAUAGCUUGUACAGAUCGAAACGUACACAAGAAGAUAUUGUACAGAGUUUGUGUGGGUUGUAAAUGAUGAUGGUCAUUCAGUUCCCCUUUGUUACAUGAACUGUCAUGUUAUUAAAGGGAGCCAGUCACUGAACCCUCUUUAACACUCCCCCACUUUUGUUCAUUCACCUCUGAAACAAAUCAACUGUGUGACUUCUACUGGUUCCCCCACCCCACCCCACCUCAUUCCCUCAUUCCCUCAUUCCCUCAUUCCCUCAUUCCCUCAUUCCCUCAUUCCCUCAUUCCCUCAUUCCCUCAUUCCCUCAUUCCCUCAUUCCCUCACUUCGCUCCCCCGGUUCCACCUCCCCACCCUGCUCCCAUCCUGUUGAGCCUCCAUGUUGGUCUUGCCUAUCUUCCAGUUGUCCAGUGCUGUCUCACAGUUCAUGCAGGGUGAGGCUGUGGUUCUGUGCCUCUGCCAUUUCCCCUGAGAGACUAGCUGCAGCACCCUCCCUCCCAUACUCUCACUGCUACUGGCCUGUCCUUUAUCAUGGUGACCCAAAGAGUAGAUGCUGCCUCCUGGACAGAGCACUGUGCAGAACACACUGCCCCUGGGCUGACCUGUCUGAUAGUCUGAGCUGUAACCACAACCAGCUGAGUAAGCAAACUCUGCACUGCACUGACCACAGACUGACAUUUGCAGGGGGAUUGUGUUAGUAAUUUCCACCAUGUGUCACUGUGCAUCUCUCCUGCUCUUUUCUUCUUUCUCUCUCUCUCUCUCUCUCUCUCUCUCGCAGCCUCCUUCGCCCUCCCCUCCUUGCUCUAUCCUUCUCGCCCCUCCCCCAUCCCUUUUGACCCUUGCUCUACCCCACCACUUUCUCUGUCCCUACCCCUCCCUCCCUCUCUCUCACUGUCUAUCUCCCUGCCCCCUUCUCAUCCUCACAUGUGGGGCUUGGAGAGUUGAAAGUCGGUUUAUUCUACAUGAGACAGGGAUCGGAUCUGUACAAGGUCUCAAGCUGUGGGAAAAGCUUUCAUGUUCCCAAUGCUGCUGCUCACUGCUGGAAGUUCAGGUGAAGAUGUGAAGAGCUGUGCUCCUGGAAGAGGUGCUGAAUUUUCACAUACUUGGAGCAGUCUGUACCAGACAGACACUUGGUAAUAUCACUGCAAAUAUGCUUUAGCAUUGGGGCUACCAGUGACUGCUUCCCUUCAAUAAACGUCUUGGUUCUUAA